Myripristis murdjan (pinecone soldierfish) is the source of this 1503-nucleotide messenger RNA. RefSeq names its product pleckstrin homology domain-containing family F member 2-like. The coding region runs from base 130 to 969 and encodes 279 amino acids. Gene Ontology annotation, molecular function: phosphatidylinositol binding; metal ion binding. Gene Ontology annotation, biological process: endosome to lysosome transport; endosome organization. Lineage: Eukaryota; Metazoa; Chordata; Actinopteri; Holocentriformes; Holocentridae. The transcript is spliced from 2 exons. The record is from RefSeq and is a predicted model, not a curated record. Gene Ontology annotation, cellular component: early endosome.
CACAAGACAACAGAUACAAGACAAGUGCAGCGGCAGAGAGAUUUACCACAGCUCACAGACCGCUGCAGCCACCGCCACUUCUAUUGUGAACCUGCUCCUCAGCCCAGAAGUGAUAUUACCUCAGGCACCAUGAGCGACCAGCUGACGUUCACCCUGGAGAACCGGGACCGGAUCCAGGCGGUGGAGAGCUCCUUCGGCCCGACGGGGAAGCCGCUGUUCCAGCCGGGCCGGGUUCUGAUCGGAGAGGGCCGCCUGCUGAAGCAGAGUCGCCGGGGGCCGCAGCCCAAGGCCUUCUUCCUCUUCAAUGACAUGCUGGUGUACGGCAGCAUCAUCCUCCACGGCCGCUGGCACAAGAACCAGAAGAUCAUUUCUCUAGAGGACAUCGAGCUGGAGGACAUGGAGGACGGCUUGACAAUGAGCAAUCAGUGGCUGAUUCGGACACCUAAAAAGUCGUUCUACGUGGCCGCCGCCUCGCCUGCUGAGAAACGGGCCUGGAUGGAGCACAUCGAGGAGUGCCGCUCCCAGCUGCUGCAGAGCGCAAGCCGGCGACGAAGCUCCACCUUUGCCGUCACCUGGAUCCCGGACAGCGCCUCCGCCAUCUGCAUGCGCUGCUCCGGCAAGUUCAGCUUCACCCAUCGGCGACACCACUGCCGACACUGCGGCUUCGUGGUCUGCGAUUCCUGCUCCAAGGAGCGAGUGAUGCUGGAGCACAUCGACUGCACGAAGCCGCUGAGGGUGUGCAAGCUGUGUUACACCGGUCUCAUGAAGAAGGAGAACCGCUGGAGCGGUGGCAGCGAUGGGAAGAGCGGCUCGUACGAAGAAGACGCGGCCGCUCCGGAGCUGGAGCUGUCCAGCAACGAGGAGCCGAUGGAAAGCCACGCGCCCAGCCGCUGGGUGACCCCCGAGAUGGACAGCUGGUCGCCGUACGUCUACCUGAAACCAGAGCACACGAAGCCCCUCACGACAUAAACGUGUGAAUGAGAGAGCAGCGAUCAGUCCCGGUGCGAAACGCAAAUGUCUCGUCGGUCUGAACUGCUUGUCGGUGUUUCCUAACUAAACAUAAAGUGUGUACCCGAAAACGCAGACACAAAGCUGACGCAGAUACACAGGAACUUGUUAAAAACCACUGUGACGCAGGUCCUGAACAGGUGGUGGAGGGAACAAGAAAACCCCAAAACGGCAGAGCACUUGUUAAAUAAAAUGUCAUCACUGUGCAGAAGUUGUCACAUUGUGCAACACUAAUAUUUAUCAGACAUGAAGAGCAUACAUCUUUAUUCUUUAAGCCUCGAUCGAGCCUCGGUUUACCAUUGUUGUCCUUCAUUUUAUUUAAGUCCACUGUUUGUAUAUUCCCUGUACAUGCCAGUCACUGUUUACUUGAAAAAAUGCACUUUUUAUAUGAUAAUGCAUCAUGUAUAAUGAAUUAUGUAUUAUUGUGUAUCUCCUACAACUGUACAUUUACUUUGGAAAACAGCAAUACUCUAUCUUUUAUAUAUUAACAUUUUA